GGUAAACUUAUGUUUAACCUCUUGAGGAACUGCCAAACUAUUCCCAAAAUAGUGGCAACAUUUUACAAUCCCAUCACCAGAGUAUGAGGGUUCCAAUUUCUCCAUGUCCUAACACUUGUUCUUGUCCAUUCUUUAAAAAAAAUUACAGCCAUCCUAGUGAAGUGGUAUCACCUGGUUUUGAUGUGUAUUUCCCUAAUGACUAAUUACAUUGAGCAUCUUUUCAUGUGCUUAUGGCCAUUUGUAUAUCUUCUUUGAAGAAAUGUUUAUUGAAAUCCUUUGUCCAUUUUUAAAUUGGAUUCUUAUUAUUGAAUUAUGAGUUCUUUAUAUUCUGAACAGUGCACCCUUACCAGAUAUAUGAUUUUCAAAAUAUUUUCUCCCAUUCUGUGGGUUAUCUUUUCACUUUCUUGAUAUUGUUCUUUGAAGCAUUUUUUUUUUUUUUUUUUUUGAGAUGGAGUCUUGCUCUGUCACCCAGGCUGGAGGACAGUGGCGCAAUCUUGGCUCACUGCAACUUCUGCCUCCUGGGUUCAAGCAAUUCUCCUGCCUCAGCCUCCCGAGUAGCUGGGAUCACAGGUGCACACCAUUAUAUCUGGCUAAUUUUUGUAUUUUUAGUAGAGAUGGGGUUUCGCCAUGUUGACCAGGCUGGUCUUGAACUCCUGACAUCAGGUGAUCCGCCUGCCUUGGCCUCCCAAAGUGCUGGGAUUACAGGCAUGAGCCAUGGCACCCAGCCUGAAGCAUAAAGGUUUUGAUUUUGAUGUUUUAAUUUUAAUGCAUUCAUUUUUUCCCUUGGUUGUGCUUUUUGUCACAUCAAAGAAGCCACUGCCUAAUUCAAGGUGAUAAGGAUUUAGUUAUAUUUUUUUCUAAGAGUUUUAUAAUUUUAGCUCUUGUGUUCAGAUCUUUGAUUCAUCUUAAUAGUCAUAAAUGGUGUGAGGUAGAGUUCCGAUUUAAUUUUUUUCCUCAUGUGGCUAUCCAGUUUUACCAGUUCCAUUUGUUGAAAAGACUACUCUUUCUCCAAUUGAGUUGUAUUGGUGUUUUGCUGAAAGUCAUCUGACCAUAAAUAUAAGGCUUUAUUUCUGGACUCAAUUAUAUUCCAUUGAUCUGUGCUAUCUUUAUAUGAGUAUAGUACUAUCUUGAUUACUGUAGCUUCAUAGCAAGUUCUGAAAUCAGGAUAUCUGAGUCUUCCCAAUCUUUACGCUUUUUCUUAUUGCUUUUUUGCAUUGAUUAGAGCCUCCAAUUUCCUAAAUAGAAGCAGUGAGAGCAGAAAAUUCUUGUCUUACAUUUGUUAUUCCUGAUCUUAGGAGAAAAGGAUUUAAUAUUUCACCAUUAAGUUUUUCAAAUCAUUGAGGAAAUUCCCUUCUAUUCCUAGGCUGCUUAGAGUUGGUUUUUUUUUUUUUAAAAAAACAUUAAUGGGCGUUGAAUUUCAUCGAAUCCUUUCUCUGCAUUUAUUGAAACAAUUUUUUUUUCUCUUUUGUUCUGUUAAUGUGAUGAAUUACACUGAUUUUUCAAUGUUAAGUUCACUCUCCUUGGUCAUGGUAUGUAAUCCUCUAUAUUGCAAGUUUCAAUCUGCUAAUACUUAAGAAUUUAUAUAUAUAUUUAUUCAGGAGGACUAUCGGUCUAUAAUUUUCUUGCAAAAUGUCAAAUUUUGGUAUCAGGAAAAAAAAUUUGGCAUGAUUAUGCUUGCCUCAUAACAUGAGUAUAGAAGUAUUUCUCUCUGUUCUGUUUCCUGAAAUGGUGUAGGAUUGGUACUUUGUCUCCCUUAAAUGUCUGAUAAAAUUCACUGGUGCAGUCAUCUGCCUGGAGUUUUCUUUGUGGAAAGUGUUUUGCUUAUAAAUUCAGUUUUUUUAAUAGACAUUGAAACAUUUAGAUUUUCUUUUCCUUCUUGUGUCACUUUUGGUAAUUUGUAUUUUUUUUUUUUUUUAGGAAUUUGUCCAUUUUGCUUAAGUUACUGAAUUUACUGGCAUUAAGUUGUUCCAAGUAUCCCUUUAAUAUCUAUGUGAUUUCAUUAGCAUUUUGGCUAAUGCAAAUUAAAACUUCUGUAUACAAAUGUAGAUGACAAAUAAUAAAUCAAAAGAAAUGUGUAACAUAUAGCAGAAAAAGGAUGUAUGUGCAUGUGUAUAUGUACGGCAGGAGCAAACAAUCUACUGGCACAGAAGGAAUUACAGUACAGUGUGACAAAUACCAUGACAGGCACACAGAGAACACACAGAAUGGAUACCCAGUCCAAUUUGGGGAGUCAAAACUAUGAUGUCCAGGUAGUAGGUUAGCUUGUCCAACUAUAGGUAAAUGAAUAUAAUCAAAUUUAUAGACACAAAAAAGCUGAGACUCAGAUCCCCAGACAUAGUUACUUCAUCAUGAUUACCUACUUGUGAAGGUCAAGAGUCAACUGGCUCCCUUUUCACUGGCACAGCUUUAAUUAAAAAAUAAAACACAACUUUGUUUUUGUAAAAUAAUAAAUUACAAAAAACACCAACAAGAUAAAAAGUCCAAAAGACAAAAUGUAAACCACUUGUAUUUUGACUGACCUUCUUCCAGAUAUUUUUGUACACUUAUAUUAACAUAUGUACACACAUAUAUUCACAUUAGGACAGCACUGUACUUGCUAAACUAUAUUCUGCUUUUUUUUUUUUUUUCCUGAGGGGAAACUAUAUUUUUUGGACAUAUUUUAAUGCAAAUAAAGAACUUUACAUCAGUUUUUAAUGGGUCAAGAGUAUUCCAUUGCAUGUACCAAUCAUAUUUUCUUAACUAGUGUCCUAGUGAUGGACACUUGUUUCUAGAAGCAUUAUUUUUAAAAAAGGUGGCAAAUAGUAUCCUUAUGAAUCUCUUAUUUUCCUUAGGGUAUAUGCCUCGGAAAUGAGACAGCUGUGGGGCAAAGCCUAAUGCAUAUGUUAAAUUUUGGUAAAUAGGGUUGUACCAAUUUCACCUUCACACCAAAAAUGCCUGACAGUAAUUGUAUCCCACACCCCUAUCAACAAUGAUAGACAAAAAACAACUGUUUGGAAGUGCGACAACUUUCCGUUUGUUAAUUGAAUAUUUGUUUUUCUUGGCUUUUUGUAUUUUUAAUAGAUGGGGUUUCACCAUGUUGGCCAGGGUCAUCUCGAACUCCUGACCUCAGGUGAUCCACCUGCCUUGGCCUCCCAGCGUGGUGGGAUUACAGGCGUGAGCCACCGCCAUUUCCCGAAUGAUCUUUUUCCUACUGACCAAUAAUUUGUAAUGUAUAGUUUACUGGCUACCACAGAGAUUUCUGGAGUUGUCUGGCUCCAGCGUUUAAAAGUAAUGGUUUUGGGCAACUCUGUAAAAUGGAGAUAACAAUUGCACCUACCUUACAGAAAUGUUAGAGUUAAAUAAGAUAACCUGAAAAAGUACUCCAGUACUUGACACACAAAUGCUCAGCAAAUGUGAGCUACAUGGGAAUUUCUGGAUUCUUUAAUCUCCCAUGUCUCAUCUAUGUAAUCCAUCCAGCAACAUUCCAUUACCACCAACUCGCUGUCCUUUUUUUCCCUCCUCUAGAGACACGGUCCUUUCUAAUGGCCCGUUUUCCCUCAUUUCAACAACAACAAAAUCACCUCUCAGUUGCCUAAUAAUAACUACAGCCUGAAAAUCAUAAUCUUGGGGGUAAAAAUAAGCUGUACUUCACAAAGCAGUGAGAAUCAAAGCCCAACCAAAGCACUGAACAAACGCUGGGGAUGGGAAGGUGUCUGUUUCUUCCAACACGUAUUUUGAAAGGCUGACCGCCUACUUUGUUUCAGCCUUUGGAUGAUUAUGGAAGUUCUCAAAAGCUAGCACCUCCUCUUCCAACUACUGUUUACAGCCUUAAGACAAGUAGUUCCCCAUGUGACCCCAGGUGGGCCCUGAACUUGGGAUAACCAGGACAAGAGACUUGGAGCAGGAAGUGCGGGGGCGAGGAGGGCUCUCUCCCGGGCGAUUGGUCCUAACCCGAGGUUCCCUCGUGGCAAGCUGAGCCGACUCCCCACUCGUGGGCUGAUGCCCAGGGCGGACGCAGCAGGCAGGCGGCUUCGGGAGCGCAUAUCUGCACCCAUGGGGACGAUGGCAGGCUGGCGAAGGGAGAGAGGUGGCGGCAGGACUACCAUUUGAGGCUUUCAAAUGGUGUGGGGAAGAGGGAAGGAGAGGCGCGAAAAGGAGGAAAACCCCUAGAGACGCUGUGUCGGGCGGAGGCUAGGGAGACCGGCUUCGCGCUCCAACGACGCGCGUCACUCAGACUCCAAGGUAUAGGGAGGACCCCUCUGGAUUGAGGAUCUUAUGAUGUGCUUUAGAGGAAGAGCCAGCUUUAGAGUUUGCCCCUCUGCUUAUGAAAUCCCUAUGGAAGAAAGGUGGAUAUUCUGAGUGUUUUACAGUGAUGGUAUUUGCGGUUUACUAAGAUUCAUUUGCCAAAGGUAUAAUUUGGCCUCCUGAGAUUCUGCCUUAGCAAGAAAGGAGUGGGAAAUACCCUUGGAAAGAAAACUAAAACAGUAAGAAAGCCAAAACUUAUUUUUACAUGGUUGCCAGCACAUUUACCGAUAUGGACACUUUUCCCAAUAAUUUUCCUCCUGCUGGAGACAGUGGAUUGACAGGUUCUCAGUCAGAGUUCCAGAAAAUGUUAAUUGAUGAAAGGUUACGAUGUGAGCAUCAUAAAGCUAAUUAUCAGACGCUGAAGGCUGAACACACAAGGUUGCAAAAUGAACAUGUAAAGUUACAAAAUGAACUCAAGCACCUGUUUAAUGAAAAGCAAACUCAGCAGGAAAAACUUCAGCUCCUGCUUGAAGAACUAAGAGGAGAAUUAGUAGAGAAAACUAAAGACUUAGAAGAAAUGAAACUGCAGAUAUUAACUCCACAAAAAUUGGAAUUGCUAAGAGCCCAAAUACAACAAGAAUUAGAAACUCCAAUGAGAGAACGUUUUAGGAAUCUAGAUGAAGAGGUGGAAAAGUAUAGAGCUGUGUAUAAUAAGCUUCGCUAUGAACAUACAUUUCUCAAGUCAGAAUUUGAACACCAGAAGGAAGAGUAUGCACGUAUUUUAGAUGAAGGAAAAAUAAAAUAUGAAUCAGAGAUUGCAAGACUGGAGGAAGAUAAAGAAGAACUACGUAACCAGCUGCUUAAUGUUGAUCUCACAAAAGACAGCAAACGAGUGGAACAACUUGCUCGAGAAAAAGUCUAUUUGUGUCAAAAAUUAAAAGGUUUAGAGGCUGAAGUAGUGGAAUUAAAGGCUGAAAAGGAGAAUUCUGAGGCUCAGGUGGAAAAUGCCCAAAGAAUACAGGUGCGGCAGUUGGCUGAGAUGCAGGCUACAGUCAGAUCCCUGGAGGCUGAAAAACAAUCAGCUAAUUUACGGGCAGAACGCUUGGAAAAAGAGCUACAAUCAAGCAGUGAACAAAAUACCUUUUUAAUUAAUAAAUUGCAUAAAGCUGAACGAGAAAUAAAUACAUUGUCCAGUAAAGUAAAAGAACUUAAACAUUCAAACAAACUGGAAAUAACAGACAUCAAACUGGAGACAGCAAGAGCUAAGAGUGAGCUAGAAAGAGAAAGGAAUAAGAUUCAAAGUGAACUGGAUGGAUUACAGUCAGACAAUGAAAUUCUCAAAGCAGCUGUUGAACACCACAAAGUGCUCUUAGUAGAAAAGGAUCGUGAAUUAAUACGUAAAGUACAAGCUGCCAAAGAAGAAGGUUAUCAAAAACUUGUGGUAUUACAAGAUGAAAAGUUAGAACUCGAGAACAGAUUAGCAGAUUUGGAGAAAAUGAAAGUGGAACAUGAUGUCUGGAGGCAAUCUGAAAAGGAUCAGUAUGAAGAGAAAUUGCGGGCUUCACAGAUGGCAGAAGAGAUCACCAGGAAGGAGCUUCAGAGUGUUAGGUUAAAACUUCAGCAACAAAUUGUGACUAUUGAAAAUGUAGAGAAGGAAAAAAAUGAAAAUUCUGACCUAAAACAGCAAAUCAGUAGUUUGCAGAUCCAAGUGACCUCACUUGCACAGUCAGAGAAUGACUUGCUGAAUUCAAACCAAAUGCUGAAGGAAAUGGUGGAGAGAUUAAAACAAGAGUGCCGAAAUUUUAGAAGCCAAGCUGAAAAAGCACAACUAGAAGCUGAAAAGACAUUGGAAGAGAAACAGAUACAGUGGUUGGAAGAAAAGCAUAAGCUUCAUGAGCGUAUCACAGACAGAGAAGAAAAGUACAAUCAAGCUAAGGAGAAACUGCAGCGAGCUGCAAUUGCCCAGAAAAAGAGAAAAUCUCUUCAUGAAAACAAAUUGAAAAGACUACAAGAGAAAGUAGAAGUCUUGGAGGCAAAGAAAGAAGAAUUGGAAACAGAAAAUCAGGUCUUAAAUAGACAAAAUGUUCCUUUUGAAGACUAUACGAGGCUUCAAAAAAGACUAAAAGAUAUACAGAGAAGACAUAAUGAAUUUCGAAGUCUAAUUUUGGUUCCUAACAUGCCUCCAACAGCAUCUAUCAAUCCUGUUAGCUUUCAGUCAUCAGCCAUGGUUCCAAGCAUGGAACUACCAUUUCCUCCUCAUAUGCAGGAGGAACAGCAUCAAAGGGAACUCUCUCUACUUCGCAAAAGACUAGAAGAACUGGAAACAACACAAAGAAAACAACUAGAGGAACUUGGAUCUUCUGGAGAAUGAUGUUCUUGGAGAACAGGCAGAUCAAAAGAGGUGAAGUUGGUGACUCAGUAAAACUUGACAUUUUAACCUGUGGCAUUUACAUACUUUUUACUGUUUGCCAAAACACUUGAAUGUGCCUCAAGAAAAGGUACCUACUACAUGCUGUAUUGUAUGACUGUCGGGAUUUUAAGAUUAUACAAGUGAAGCAUUACAAGAGAAAGUCUCAGAGAUAUUUAGAAUAUUUGACAAUGGUUUGAGAAUGUAAAACAAAAAGGAACUAGUUAGAGUCAAGUUUUAAAAUUUUUACUUUGUUGAAUUUUUUUGGCAUUUUGAGUGAAAUAUAACUAUCAUUAAUUCUCUCUUCAUCUUUGAGAUGCUUGGCAAUAACAGGGUCCAUACACAUCUUCUGGUUUACUAUAUACAAAAAUUGUAGUUGAAAAAAGACAAAAGUCAGCAUAAAGAAUGUAAAGGUAUCUAUAUACAAAAGACUACCUUUUCUAAAAUCUGUGUGCACAUAAUUUAUUAAAGAGCUUAAUUUUUUUUUAA
Pongo pygmaeus (Bornean orangutan) is the source of this 7120-nucleotide messenger RNA. RefSeq names its product centrosomal protein 83 (gene CEP83). Gene Ontology annotation, biological process: cilium assembly; establishment of centrosome localization. The coding region runs from base 4490 to 6595 and encodes 701 amino acids. Gene Ontology annotation, cellular component: Golgi apparatus; ciliary transition fiber; centriole. The record is from RefSeq and is a predicted model, not a curated record. NCBI's taxonomy places the organism in Eukaryota, Metazoa, Chordata, Mammalia, Primates, Hominidae. The transcript has 18 exons.